AUGGCCAGCGUCCUGUGGAGCCCGGUGUCCCUUGCGGAGUCAACGACGACGGGCGAACAGUGUCCACAGGAGUGCAGCUGUGAUGCCGACGCCACGAUCCGGUGUAGUGGCGUGGCCGGACUGCGUGGUAUGGACAAAUCGCAACCGAUCGCGCGGCUGGUCCUGUCUGGGUUGGAGCUGACCAAGAUACCGGCAUCGCUGGAGAACAUGCGCAACAUCACGGAGCUGGAUCUGUCGGCGAACCGCCUGUCGGAGGUGAACCACCUGGGCAAGCGCGUCCGGAAGCUCAAUCUCAGCCACAAUCGCAUCACGUCGGGCAAGCUGGCCCGCAUUCCACCGUUCGUGGAGUCGCUCAAUCUGACGCACAACGAAAUCACGCACCUACCGCUGCACCUGAUGAAGCUGAAGAAGCUCCGGUACAUCGAGCUGGCGAACAACCCGAUCAACUGCACCUGCGAGACGCUGCACAUACGCAACUGGCUAACGUCGCGGCACGUGUGGUCGGACGAGCACAUCAAGUGUAUGGCACCGGCGGAGUUUAAGGGACGACCGUGGCUGCAGGUGCGCCAGUCGGACGUAUGCCACCCGUCGGUGGUGGAGGAACGCAAGGGGGGCUACAACUGGGACGACUACGAGGACGACAACGAGCUGAUGCUUGGCGAUCAGCCGCAUCACGCUGCUGCGAACGAGGACGACGAUCAGGAGGACGAUCUCCACUCGGAUUUUUUGCCCGUGAAUCGCGAGAAAGUGAAACGUCAGGAGCCACUGAUCGUCGAGGAUAACAACGAGGAGGAGGAGGGUGACGAAGCCUCCGGACACGGACCAGCGCUUGGAGAGCCGAGCAUUUCAGCGGAGGCCCGUGCGAAGGUGUUCGAUAAUCUGGUAGCUGCCGACGAUGGAAGUGGUGACGAUAGUCCAAGCUUACGAACCCACACCGAGAAGCAGCCGGAAGAGAAGAACGCCGGGGAGGAUGAGGACUCCACCGACGAUGGAAGUGGCAGUGGCGGUGGUCUUCUGCCCAGCUUUAUUGGUGCCGUUGAAACGGGUUCCUUUGACAUCACGUCCGAAACGAUCCCCGUCGACGAUGGUUUGGAGGAUGUGAAAAAGGACGAGGAAGAAGAAUCACCCCUCGGAUAUCCGACCGUGAACGGGAAUUUGGGAAUUUUCGUCGAUGAGACGAGCUCACCGACUUCGGCGACGACUGAGGAAACUGCCACGGAGCGGCAGAACGAACGUGUAAUGCUGGGAGGGGCCAUGGGAGGGGUGAAAGUGGGUGACGCUGAAGGAGGUGCUUCAGUGAUUGCUGAUGAGUCUGAAAGAACGGCGGCAACUCAACCGGAGGAAGACAACCGCAAUACGUACAUCCUGCUGGCGAUCCUCGGCAUCAUUGUGGUAUCGUUGAUCGUGAUGGUAGUGUGCAAGCGCAAGCCGGACUCGCGCAACCGUCGUGGCAAAUACGACGUGGAGACGGCCAACCAGGGACGCGAGUUGAAGGAGAUGAAUAAAAACCUGCUGGAGAAAGCACCGGGCGAUCGGAAUGGCCAUGGUGUGGCCGGUGGAGGUGCGCCCGAGCAGGCGCCACUGAUGGGCAAGAGUGACUACGACAAGGUAUUCGGCGAUCCCAAGAAGACAGCCUUCACUCCCGUGAAACCGCAGCGGACCUCGCUGGAAAAGCCCAUGGAGUCGUUCAAACCGAUCCCGGCGGAACGCACCGGUGGUCGGGGGCCCGAGUCGGACAACAAUAACACGACGACACUACCGAAUGGGAACGGAGCGCUGCACAACGGUGGCGAGCAGGUGCACAAACCGCCGGCCGUGCCGGAUGCGACCGACUCCGACGGCCAUCUGCUGGCGGAACCGCCGAUGGAGUCACCCCGCUCGAAGCGCUACAGCCCCAUCUACGUGCCUACCUCGCCCAAGUCGGACCGCUACAGUCCGGUGUACUCGCCCGAGACGGGACGGGUGAAGAUCAAGCUCACCGAGACGCCCAAACCGAAGACGCCGAUCCUGGUGACGAGGAGUCGCUCGCGGGCCGGCGAAAUCAUCACCACAAUGGACGACCAGAAGUUCUAG
Molecule: messenger RNA, 2073 nt
Organism: Anopheles coustani
Lineage: Eukaryota; Metazoa; Arthropoda; Insecta; Diptera; Culicidae
Gene: wdp
Product: protein windpipe
Exons: 1
Coding region: 1-2073 (690 amino acids)
Source: RefSeq, a predicted model, not a curated record